Molecule: messenger RNA, 1678 nt
Organism: Ictalurus furcatus (blue catfish)
Lineage: Eukaryota; Metazoa; Chordata; Actinopteri; Siluriformes; Ictaluridae
Product: C-C motif chemokine 24
Exons: 4
Coding region: 1056-1391 (111 amino acids)
Biological process (GO): immune response
Cellular component (GO): extracellular region
Molecular function (GO): chemokine activity
Source: RefSeq, a predicted model, not a curated record
UUUUACAGUUCAUGCAUAUGCAACAGUGCAUUGUGCAAAGUGCAAUGAAAUCACUGAUUACCAGCUUUUUCCACUCACAGAGUGGGACCCCUUCACAUCACAGACAUUUUCUUUUCUAGAAUUUCCCUUCACUGUGGAAAAAGAUAGAAGGCAGCCUGUAUUGCCACAUACAUACAAGUACAGUGAAAUUAUUUUGCUUGCGUAUACAGUGUUUCAUGAGCACAAUGGCAAUGUACAUAUAUACGUAGCUUGUGAACCUCAUCAAAUGUUAUUGGAACUAAAGUUGCAAUUGUGCGUUGUGGACUUUUUGUCAAUACACACCAUAUUUCCUGCAUACAAGAAAAGAAAGAUCCAUACCACCAGUAAACUGUGGUGCUUUGGGUUUGUUUUGAGGCAUGUAAUCCUUUACACCACUUUUUUUUUAUCACUCCUUAGAAUACCUACUGAGAUCCAAGAUGGUGGCACAGCCUCUCCAGAUCCAAGUGGUGCUAUUUUUGGUCUCGUAACCCAUCUUUUUACAGCACGUGGACAUGACAGAAACCGGUGUUCAUAAACCACAGACCUACUGUGUAAUAAUACAUUUUGCCAAUUUUCUCAUCAUUCUUCUCUCUAUGCAAAUUUUGAUAUGUGAACAACAACCAAAUAUGAUAGCGUAGAAAUGACGCAGUCUGGUAUACUAUAUGCCACAAAAUUUAUGUUAUUGUAGAUUUUUCUGUCAGACAUAUUUUUCUCUUAAAUUCCAUUAGAUCCUCCACUCGGAAUGAUAAUUCUAUUAUCUCAAAUUAGAAAUGAGGCAAUGGAGUUUCAACAGAGACUGUCGGCUUCUCGUUACGUGCCAUAAAUAAUGACUUUCACCCAAAACUGGAAACUACCUAGUAGAGCCAUUUAUGGUGACUGACUGGAAAUAAGCACGUUCUGGUGACAAAAAGAAUGUGUUCUUGGGUAAGAGUGGAUGCUGACCUCACACUUCAUAGUUCCUUAUUUUCUGCUAUAUAAGGUCAGCUUGUACUUGAAUAAUGUCACUCAUUCAGAGGGGAUAGAGAACAUUUGAGAAAAUGCAGACUUAUACAACACUGAUGAGGAGCCUGGCUGCCAUAGUUGUCAUUUCCUUUACCAUCUGGACUGUAACAGAUGCAGAAAAAGUGAGCCCCUGCUGUGUUGCUGUCUCCAGGUCCAUGGAGAAUGUUACCAUCGAAGGUUACAGAUUACAGGAGAAAAACCUUCCAUGCGUUAAAGCAGUCAUUUUUCAGACAGAAAGGGGACAGUUCUGCAUUGAUCCAUAUCAACCCUGGGUGAAGAGGAAGAUCAUUGAAUUUAGGAGGUCACAAAAGAACAAAAUGUCUCCAACCACUGCCUCCCUGCAUCUGACCUUCUCAACACCACAGAACUGAACUGUUAGAGGGAGAAACAACAACAAAAAAGCUCACUUCAGUGAAUAAAAUUCGCAGUGAUUUUAAAAGAAUAUCUUUAAUAUUUAAAGCUAUAAUUUAUUUACCUUCAUGCCCUUUUUGCCCCAUGAUAGGUGUUUAUUUUAAAAAAAAAUGUUUGGUCAUAUUUAUAACUGAAAACUAAUCGUUGUCAUUGUGUUGUUGUUGUUGUUGAUGAUGUUGUUGUUGAUGUUGUUGUUGAUGUUGUUUGGCUACAAAAAGGAACCCAAUAAAAUUGCUGGUCCAAGUGU